This is a messenger RNA of Paramacrobiotus metropolitanus, 530 nucleotides long. RefSeq names its product apolipoprotein D-like. NCBI's taxonomy places the organism in Eukaryota, Metazoa, Tardigrada, Eutardigrada, Parachela, Macrobiotidae. The transcript is spliced from 5 exons. The record is from RefSeq and is a predicted model, not a curated record. Bases 18 to 530 code for a protein of 170 amino acids.
CCACGUCUUUACCGAAAAUGUUCGCACAGAUUCUUGUUGCCGCAUUGGUGUUGUGCGCUGUCGCGACUGAUGCACAGGUCAUCAGUAUCGGAAAAUGCGCGCCCGUUACGGUCAAGCAAGACUUUGACCUUUCCCAAUAUCUGGGAAGAUGGUAUGAACAACAGCGCUACUUCACCAUCUUCGAAAUCGGACUGGACCGCGUCACCGCCAAUUAUAGCAUUCGUUCCGACGGCGAUGUAAAGGUCAACAACACCGGCCGCCAAAACAACGGCCAGCUUGAUUCCGCCAUUGGUCGAGCGUAUGUUCCCGACGCCAGUAUUCUGGCUAAACUGCUGGUCAAGUUUAACGAAAAUCAGCCGGCUGGAGAUUACUGGGUGAUUGAUACUGAUUACACCGCAUUUUCAGUUGCAGAGUUUUUAUGGCUGCUGAGCCGUGACCGUUCGGGUUACACGACCAGCGUCCAGCAGCGCGUGGAGCAGAUCCUCAGUCAACAAACAGCACAUCAGUCCGAAGCCACUCAAGCCCUUUAA